AUGUCUCCCACAUUCCUGCUGGUGGUGUUCCUGGGUGUGCUGCUUCUCACCACUUGUUCUCUUGCUGAUCAUGAUCACCAUAAACCUCCACAUAAGCCACCUCCUUUGGGUCCGAGACCACCACACAAGCCCCCUCCUUUGGGUCCGAGACCACCCCCAAAGCACAAGCUGCCAACACCGCUUGAUAAUGAGGCAGCAGUGCCAUUGAAGGACGUCGAAGCCUUGUACAAGCCUCCAGGGAAGAAACCACCACAUAGCCCGUACAAGCCACCCUACAAACCUCCUCCAUCAAACUAA
Prunus avium (sweet cherry) is the source of this 297-nucleotide messenger RNA. The record is from RefSeq and is a predicted model, not a curated record. Lineage: Eukaryota; Viridiplantae; Streptophyta; Magnoliopsida; Rosales; Rosaceae.